Messenger RNA from Paramecium primaurelia, 640 nucleotides. NCBI's taxonomy places the organism in Eukaryota, Ciliophora, Oligohymenophorea, Peniculida, Parameciidae. The record is from the annotation of a GenBank genome assembly.
AUGGCUUAAGAAUCUAUUAGAUUAAUAGCAAAAUAACUGAAUAAAAACAAAUUUCUUGUAAAAUGUUUCUAAUUGAAACUAGAUUGCAAAACCUACAACUGAUGUAUUUUAAUGUGUCUAAGCAUUUAUUUUAUUGGUCAAAGGAGUUAAAACUAAAGAUUGGUUAUUAGCUUAAUUAUUAAUGAGCUGCAGUUUAAAUCAAAUGGUGGAAACAAUUAUAGAAAGAAAGAUUGAAUAUACUAAUUUAAUACAAUGCAAGAAGCUAUUUCAUUUAAUACCCUAAUAAUAAAAUUCUUUAGGGAAAUUAUUAUAUUAAUUAGUAAGUUAAAGUAUAAAUUAUUUGGAAGAAGAUAGAAGUAAGUUUCAAAGAAGUAAGAGUACUUAAUUGAGAAAUGAGUAAAGUUAAUACAGUAAUUGUUUUAAUAAAAUUGUUAAUUAUAAUAAAAAAGGUUCACUUAUUAAAUGUAAAGAAGAUUUAAAUAAAAUUAUACAAAAUAGAAAAAUACUACAUGAUUAAAAAAUAAAAGAGGAUGAUCAAAAGAAAUUUGNUCACUAAUCUAUCAUUCUCCAAAGCAAGUAAAAAGCACACCACUUCUGGAUUCUUACCGAGCCAUUUUCUUUCAUUAGAAACGGGUGCUGA